Molecule: messenger RNA, 858 nt
Organism: Protopolystoma xenopodis
Lineage: Eukaryota; Metazoa; Platyhelminthes; Monogenea; Polystomatidea; Polystomatidae
Source: the annotation of a GenBank genome assembly
UUUACCCCCGAGCCUGUAAUUUUAGCUGCCCCUACGCGUCAUCUAACCUCGAGGCUUCAGAGAGAAUGUACCAAUCUAUGCAACAGGCUGGCCCUCUAUUAUGGUUAUGUCGACACACACAAACACGUACACACACAUACACACACACAUACACACUUCAGUGUGGCUUUGACGGCUUUGAUUUGCACUCUCACGCCCGACGCAACACAUCCCCUCCAGUCGGACCUAAGCCUCCCUUUGGACCCAGGCCGGUCUGCUGCUUCGGGCGCCAAUCAAAAGCCGAUCUUCACAGCCCAAACUACUGACUUGAUCGAUUUUCGUCCCGACUCUUUUUCGGUCGCGUCGGCACCACGGUCGCUAGGCUUCGCUGCAACGCGCAACACACUUUUCCGUGCCUCAGUGCUUUGUUCGUCAUGGCAACCGCGAUGCUACCUCGGUGCGAAGGGGGCCUGCGCUGAAGACUCGUCGUCGACAGCCAGGCAACCGUCCCCAAUCCUCUUGUGUCGUCAAUGCCGAGUCUGCUGGCGCCGCGGCAAAGCAGGGACAAGGCAUAGCAACACUCCGCAGUCGACCGUCUCGGUUGUCGCCUGUCCUGCGCAUACCAGCCGCAUAGGCACCACUACAAAACACAACCACGUACACCUCUCAAAUCCCUUCAGCCUCUGCACGGCAAUCUUUCUUCUCCAACCUUCCCAAUCGGGUCCAGAUCGAGUAUUGCUUAUUUCACCUGUUGGAGUGAUUCGAAGGGUGAAGGUUGAGCGCCACGGCGACGCUUCUAUCGCACGACGGGCGCUAAUGGUUGACAGGGCAGGUGUCAUAUUCAAGGCAAACUGGACUUUCCCAACUGACAUUCCGUAG